Messenger RNA from Dracunculus medinensis (Guinea worm), 150 nucleotides. Lineage: Eukaryota; Metazoa; Nematoda; Chromadorea; Rhabditida; Dracunculidae. The record is from the annotation of a GenBank genome assembly.
AUGACACCUGAAGAUGAACCAGUUAUUGAUGGACGACCUCUAAGUACUUUAAAGGUUAUCGAACUUCGUGAAGAACUGGGCAAGCGUGGUUUAUCAAAAAUUGGCAAUAAAAAUAUUUUAUUAGAUAUUCAGUUGACGGAGAUAAAAUAA